GCCAACGAGCAUGUCCUCUGCGUUGCAGUGUUACUGGUUAUAACUUUGUUUAGAACUGGGUUUGUGGAGUCUGGACAGUUGUCGCAUUGAGCGAUGGGAGUGCUAGAGGAGUUUGCGCCAACCUUCGUGCAAAAGCCGGGUUUGAAGCGCAAAGAUGGCGGAUUGCGAAUCGAAUGCGAGAUACAGGCGUCGCCGCUACCAACGGUGAAAUGGUCAAAGGGCGACCAGGAGGUGAGGGAAGACGAGCAUCUGCGUUGUGGGAUCGAUCAGACAGGUGGCAGUCUCUAUGUUGUUUACGUGGAGAUCAAGAACGCGACACAAGCUGAUGCAGGACAGUACAGCCUGCGGGCCUCGAAUAAACUUGGCAAUGUCAUUUCUACAGUGAAUUUGGACUUUGAAGCCCCAGGAAAACCUGUUCCCAAGGUCGAAGGACAGCCACCCACCUUCUGCGUGAAACCUACAGUCAGGCAUGACAAGGAACGCAAUCGCCUCGUCUUCACCUGCGGAAUACUCGCCGACCCGAAGCCCGAGGUCACGUGGCUGCGCAACGACGUGCGUCUGACGGACGUCGGCCGCCACGGCGUCGUGCUGGACGCAGACGGCAAAUCUCGCUACGAUGCAACCUUGUCCGUGGACCGUGUCACGGUCGAAGAUGCCGGAAGCUACAAGAUCAUCGCAAGAAAUGUCCUCGGAGAGACAACGGGCACGAUCACGAUCAAUCUGGAUUCCACGGCAAUGGCUCUUCCGAAGAAGGGUAUCAAACCAACGUUCACCCACAAGCCGGUGAUCCAGCAGUCGGAGGAUGGCGAUACCAUCACGUUUGAGUGUCGUCUCAGCUCCGAUCCUAAGUCAACCAUUGCGUGGUAUCAUGGCGACAAGCAGAUGAGGGAUGAGGUCAAGAUUGAGAUCGAAGAGAAGAAGCAGAAACCUUCCUUUGUGGAGAAGCUCGUUGACAAGAAUGGGAUUGUCGCAGGCCUUAUUGAGCUUACCUGUAAAGUCGAGGGUCAUCCCAUGCCAACGGUGACCUGGUACAGUGUUAAGUGGUACAGAGACACUCACGAACUACGCUCGGACGAAAAGUUCACGAUUGAAACUAAAGAUGGCAGAUACAUUUUGCGCAUCAAGAAUCCAGAGGUCACCGAUGUCAGUCAGUACAACAUCAAAUGCAACAAAGUGACGUCUGCUGCACGACUCGUCGUAAUCGGUAAGGCUGCAUUUUAG
Molecule: messenger RNA, 1221 nt
Organism: Priapulus caudatus
Lineage: Eukaryota; Metazoa; Priapulida; Priapulimorpha; Priapulimorphida; Priapulidae
Product: muscle M-line assembly protein unc-89-like
Exons: 9
Coding region: 94-1221 (375 amino acids)
Biological process (GO): synapse organization; homophilic cell-cell adhesion
Cellular component (GO): neuronal cell body; axon; plasma membrane
Molecular function (GO): axon guidance receptor activity
Source: RefSeq, a predicted model, not a curated record